AAUACCAGCCAACCCAGUAUCAGCCUCCUCAACCACCAGCUCCAAUUCAAGCUCAAGUACCUGCUCAAGUUCCAGUUCCUGUUCCAGCUUCAGUUCCGGUCCCAGUCCUAGCACCAGCACCUGCUUCUGCUCCCAGCCUCCGACCAAUUAUUCCGAGAUGGCCUGCCCACCCUGGUUGGCCCUAUAACCCGGGACAGUCAGGAUGGCCUGGACAGACUCCAUCCAACAUGCCUCCACAAUGGCUUCCACCCACUUCUGGACCUCUGAGCGUGCCAUUCAACUUGAACCUGGCCAGAGGAGUCUAUGACAAGAUGAUGAUGACCAUCUUGGGCCAUGUCAAACCUGAUGCUAAAAUGUUCACAGUGAACUUUCUGAAGGGCAACCACAUUGCCUUCCACAUCAACCCCCGCUUCAGUGAGGGGGGCAAACAGGUGUUGGUCCGUAACCACAAACUGGGUGAGCGCUGGGGCCCCGAGGAGAGGGAGCUGAAGGGGCCCUUUCCCUUCGCUUUGGGGAGCCCAUUCGAGAUGAAGAUCCUGUGCACCCCUGAGGCGUUCAGGGUGGCGGUGAACAACAUCCCUCUGUUUGAGUUUCGACACAGAGUCCUCGAACUCAACCAGAUCAACAGGAUCAACAUCCUGCACGAUGUGGUCCUCACCUACGUCAACGUGGAGACGCUUCCAUAGGAGGCAGCGCACUAUUACUCAACAUGUGUGGUGUGUAGGCUUCAUCUUUAUCUACAUCUUGGAGCUAAAUGAUUUGUGUAUCAUUAAGCUUGAAAUAAGUGUUUGAUUAUAUUGUGUUUUAUUAAUAAUGACAUGAGUUGUUGAUGCUACUUUCUUAAAAGAUAACCAUUUGAUACACAAAGCUUACUUUUUCUCUUUGUAAAUGAAACUGUUUUAUUGUUUACAAUACUUUUAUAAAAUUAUAUUUCUACUAACUGAGUAAUAUAUGUUUUAAUAUAAUAUAAAUGAUCUGUGUUAAUAUUUAGAUAUAAAAUUAUCAUUACGAAGUCUAG
This is a messenger RNA of Notothenia coriiceps (black rockcod), 1018 nucleotides long. Its product is annotated as galectin-3-like. Lineage: Eukaryota; Metazoa; Chordata; Actinopteri; Perciformes; Nototheniidae. Gene Ontology annotation, cellular component: nucleus; immunological synapse; cytoplasm. Gene Ontology annotation, molecular function: laminin binding; IgE binding; disaccharide binding. Gene Ontology annotation, biological process: eosinophil chemotaxis; positive regulation of calcium ion import; neutrophil chemotaxis. Bases 228 to 686 code for a protein of 152 amino acids. The record is from RefSeq and is a predicted model, not a curated record. The transcript has 4 exons.